CGCCAUCACCCUCCCGGCGCCGCGCAGGGAGACGACGUCACCGGGCUGCGCCGCCGCCACUCGGCGCUCGAUUCACCCCGCCUGCCGUAGCCUACGGUGGCGGCGGAGGGCAGCCCCGACGAGACGAGCGCCGUCCACCCGGCCAUGUCGCGGCCUCCGGGGGCGCUGCCCCCUCAGCUGUCGCCGGCGGCGGCGGCGGAGGCGCUGGGGCGCGCGGCGCGGUUCCUGGAGCGCGCGCUGGCGCUGUGCCGCGCGCAGGCGGUGGAGCUGUACACGCGCGGGCUGUGGGACCGGCUGGUGGCGCCACCCCCCGCCGCCGUCCUGCGGGCCCUGCGCGCCGCCGGGCCCCUGGCGCCGCGGCGCUCCCUGGCGGAGGCCGCCGGAGCGGCGGCGUGGGAUGAUGACACAUUUUCCAAUGUGUUUUGUGAAAAUUCUAAGAAGCUUAUUGAUGUACAUUUAUUUGCCCUGGCUGCUCAGUAUUAUUCUGUGUCUAACCUUGGAGUGAGUACCCCAUUAGAAGAAUUACUUGAAGCACUGAGGGGAGACAAUCAAGGAACAACAGGUAUCAAAACUGAUGAGUUUAUGAAUAAUAAGAAAUCACAUGAAGUGCAGGUGAUGUCAGAGCUGGUAGACAACAUAGCAAAGUAUUGUGGUAUAAAGCAGGUGAUUGAUAUAGGUUCUGGAAAAGGCUACCUGAGUUCAUUUUUGUCCAUGCAAUAUAACUUAAAAGUUUAUGGAAUUGACUCCUCAGACACCACCACUAAUGGUGCUCAUGAAAGGAACAGAAAAUUGAAGAAACACUGGAGAGCAUAUCAGAGUCGCGCAAGAGCGAACGUUGAAAGCCAGAGGUUGGAAAAGGCAAAUGACAGGCCAGUGCAAAGUGAAAUUAAUUGUAAAGCAAUCACUGAAAAGCUCUUAAAUAAAACCAGCAGUCUUCAACAUCAGGACCAAGUGACUACCCAAGAUUUAGCUCCUUCUUGUGGUUUCACAGGAAUAGGUACAUCUGAAAGCAGCAAACAAACUGAAGUUGAUUUGGCGUCUCGGACACAGUCUGAUGAGAGCAAACUUUCUGAAGAGGUUCUUGCGAUUCUAAAUGUUCUGCCUGCUGAUGCUGUAGAAGUUUUUUCUUCAUGUCGGUCUGACUGUGGGGAACUCUGUGAAGAGGAGAAGGAGCAAAGAAAAAUGGCAUCUCUCAAGGCUAAAGCUAGUAAAUCGCGUGAAUCAAACUUGUAUUUUCCAUUGACCUCUUGCAUCACUGCAGAAACAGAACUCAGUGACAUCAUAAGAGACCUGGAGGACUGUAUGAUGGUGGGUCUACAUACAUGUGGUGAUCUUGCUGCAAAUACACUACGAAUUUUUACUGCCAAGCCUGAAAUCAAAGCAGUUUGCAGUGUCGGCUGCUGUUACCAUCUGUUGUCAGAACAGUUUGAAAACCAAGAAGAUUCCCCAGAGGAAGUGUGGGGUUUUCCCAUGUGUCAGUACUUGAAGGACAAGGGCUGGUGCUGUGGUCGCAAUGCUAGAAUGUCAGCAUGCUUGGCUUUGGAGCGAGUUGCAGUUGGCCAAAUGCUGCCUACAGAAUCAUUGUUUUAUCGAGCUGUUCUUCAGGUUAUUAUAGAAGAAAUUUAUGGUGUCACCAAAAGUGAUCGACACGUUGGAAAAACUUUCUCCAAAUCAUCCUCCUUCAUAGAUUAUGUCAGAAAGUCUCUGAAAAAGCUGGAACUGGAUGAUUCAAAGUGCAUUGAAUUUGAACUGACUGUAAUAAAAGACAUGUCGACUAGCCAUCUGACAUACCAUCUUUGAGAACUUCUCAGUAACAAUGAGUAAUGGUUUGAGGUCACUUCAUUCCCUUCUUGGCCAUCCUAGGAUGAAGUUGAUAACACAUACCUGAUUUGAAAACCUUAUAUUUGUGAAAAUGUUCUCUAGUUAGUUUCCCUAUUUUAGGCUGAUAUUUUACUUCUUUGCAACUGGAUUAGCCACAUGCUCUCAGAUGACUUUUCUAAUAAAAGUGAGCAAAAACGUAUUAAACACUAAAGCUUCACUGGUCUUUUGUCAUAGAAUCAUAGAAUCAUUUAGGUUGGAAAAGACUUUUACGAUCAAGUCCAACUGUAAACCUAACACUGCCAAGUCCACCACUAAGCCACGUCCCUAAGUGCCACAUCUACACAUCUGUCGGUACCGUUACUUUUCUGCUAAGUUGUGGACUAGCUCUUCCCACAGCCACAGCAGAGUAGCCAUACUGCAGACUCCCAAUACUGAAGUACAUCAGGCUCUUUCAGGUCUGCUCUUUCGAGCAGCCUCCAUCACCAAUAACAUUGCAAACCUACUUCCCACUCCUCUGACAGGUUCCUUGAGUGGCCAGCUCAGCUGUCUUGUUUAGCGUCCGGGGCCGUGGACAGCAGAAGGGUAGAGACAUCAUGACCUUUAAAAAUUGGAAAAUGUUGUGGUCUGGCUGCCGUAUAGAGAACCUAUAGCUACCUGCUGUGGUGCACUGGCCACUGAGAGCUGAAAAGGGAAGGGCUUUUUGGCUCAGUCAAGUUCUUGAGCUGCUUUUGUAUCAAAUUCAGCCCCAAACCACAGCAUUUACAGUCAUAGUGGCAGUGCUGGCAGUGUUGCGUCAGGUGAUUGGGAAAAGGAGAGGGGAACAUAUAGUACUUCAAAGUAAAUAGAGAAAGUUUUAUUUUAAAGACUGGUAACUUGAGGCACAGAGAAGCAAAGUAUUAUUUCCAUAACCUGACAAUAGGUUUUGCACUGUGAAAUACCAUAGAUCCAGGAGCCUGGACUGAAGCAUGUUACUCUCACCCCAGAAUCCACUCCUCAGCUAUUUAAAUAAAUCUCCUGGGGACGGGGGUGUGCAGGGGAUAAGAUAUAUGGGAAUGGAAAUGAGAAUGUUAUCUCCACUUUACUGUGUAAUACUCAUUUAAGAAUGGCUAGAGGUUUCUGAAUAAUGAAUGUGUCUCAGUAUUUCAUGUCAGUGCAAAAUGCUGUCUGAAGAACAGUUAUUGUAAAUGAGAACUGAGAAACAGCUAUUGGAAAAUUAUU
Messenger RNA from Chroicocephalus ridibundus (black-headed gull), 3039 nucleotides. RefSeq names its product methyltransferase like 25 (gene METTL25). NCBI's taxonomy places the organism in Eukaryota, Metazoa, Chordata, Aves, Charadriiformes, Laridae. The coding region runs from base 145 to 1800 and encodes 551 amino acids. The record is from RefSeq and is a predicted model, not a curated record. The transcript is spliced from 10 exons.